AUGGCAGAUUUUCCCUCGCUGCUCGGCCAUGUUGAUGAGUGCAUGGAGCAGCGGGCAUCCUUACUCAGCGCACUACGCGCGAAGCUCGACAAUGCUGACACAAAGCAGCAGCUUCCGCUGCCAAGCGACGAUGGCCCGGUGUUGCUCAGCCUGGCCGAGGAGAUAGAAGAAGCGGAGGUCCCAACUGCGCCCACUCUUGCCGUCAUCGACGUCGAUGACGAGGAGCCGAGUCCGCCGGCUGCAGCGGGCGAUGCGGGAGCGGGCGAUGCGUUCUCUGAUGUCAUGGCUCAGCUGGACAGAGGAUUGGAUGCCCGGCAGCAGAUGAUUGACGCGCUCAAAGUGCAGCUCAGCAAGUCUGCCGCUCUGCCCAAAGCCAAGACUGGGCCGAGAACCUUUCCUGAGGCGCCGAGGCCUGCAGGGCGGCCUGGGCCUGUCUUUGCUUCUCCAUCCAUAACCGCUGCUUCGGGAUACGGAGCUGUGGGAGCUGUGGCUGUGGCUGUGACACAGCCACAUCUGCAGCCACGGCUCUUGCAGGUUCCCCAACUGCUGCCGCAAGUGCAGCUGCAGCAGGUGCAGCCACCACAACCCAUGCAGACGCCGCUCCAGUCUUUCCCCAACCCGGGGAUCACAAAUCGUGGAGUGCCGCUCCCCGGCCCAGGGGAGCCACCUCUGAAGCGGCCCAGAUCAGGUGCCGCUGGCGCAGUGCCUUUUCCUCAGCGAGCUCCUGAACAACAGGACUUCGCAGCUAAAGAUGCAGAGCAGGCCGCGCUGGCUGCCAGGAAAGCGCAGAUGCUGAGAAAUCUGGGUGCGAACGUCUCCGAGCAGACCGGAGCACAGGGGCUUCCCCAAGCUGGCUUCACGCCUUCCGUCCCAGAACCACCUCCAGGCACAUCGCCCGAGGAGUUUGAAGCAUAUCGUCAGCAGUGCUGGCGAGAAUACUACCAGUGGUGCAAGAUUUGGCAGAAGUACUAUGACCAGAGCAAGGGAAAAGCCAAAGGUCGUGGUGCGGGCCCGGGGCACUCUGUGGCCUCCCACCAGGGCCCCAACGGCAAAGGCCAUGGCGGCCCUCAAGCAGCUCACGGGAAGGGGAGGUCGGCAGUCGGUGCACAGGCUCCCCGGCCUUCUGUGGAGGACGACAUCCACAGCCAACUGCUGGGCCUGUGA
Messenger RNA from Symbiodinium sp. CCMP2592, 1164 nucleotides. NCBI's taxonomy places the organism in Eukaryota, Dinophyceae, Suessiales, Symbiodiniaceae. The record is from the annotation of a GenBank genome assembly.